CCCUGCUACCUGCUGACCGUAAGGAUCAUCCGAAUGAGAAACCUCCAGCGAGUGGACACCUUAAGCCAGGCUGAUUGCUACGUGUCAUUGUGGCUGCCGACUGCGACACGUGAAAAGUCCCGCACUAAAACUGUGAGAAACUCCAACAAUCCUGUGUGGAACGAAACCUUCUACUUCAGGAUCCAGAGUCAGGUCAAGAACGUGCUGGAGCUGACAGUGUAUGAUGAGGAUUUUGCUACUCCGGAUGACCAUCUCCUCUGUGCGCUCUUUGAUACUGCUAAACUUCCAAUUGAAAGAACAGUGCUCCUGUAUUUUAAGCCCAGCCCGAAGGCCAAGGAGGAGCUAGAGGUUGAAUUCAAAUUGGAAGCCGCUUCUGGUCCUCAUGAAGCCAUUGCUACCAAUGGAGUCCUGGUGUGUCGUGAACUUUGCUGUUUGGAAGUUGAAGUGGCGGAGAAGAUGCAGCAAAAAUCAAAGAAAGAGCUUUCCCUCACUGUGAAGGGCUCCUUUGAGGGGACGCAGGAUAUUAUGCUGGGCCCUGAUGGAGUGGCCAGCCCGUCGGGUCCCACCAAGUUCCACUACAUCAAGUAUGCGGAGCCAACGCUGGACGUCAUGUUGCCGAAGAAGAGGCGCUACCACCCUGGGCUGGAUGUCACCAAGGUCAUGCCUCCAGCGAGCAGGGUUACCCGGCCACCCAUGCCUGGCAGUAAUUGUUCAUGCCACCAAGACCUGGACAUGCGCUUUGGGUUUGACUUAUGUUCAGAGGAGAUGGCUUUCCUGGGGAAAAGAAAGAGAUAUGUAGCAAGUGCCCUGAAAAAUGUUUUUCACCUACAACAGGAUCUGCAGGAUCGUGAAGUCCCCGUUGUGGCUAUCAUCACGACAGGUGGAGGACUGAAGUCAAUGACAGGACUAUACGGCAGCCUCAUGGGACUGAAGAAAUUAAAUCUCCUGGACUGUGUAACAUACAUCAGUGGGCUGUCCGGCACCACGUGGACCAUGGCCAACUUAUACAGAGAUGCCUACUGGUCACAGAAGGACCUAGACUCGCAUAUUGGUGAAGCCCGGAAACAAGCAACCAAAUGCAAGAUGGGCUGUUUCUCUAUGGAUCGCAUGAAGUACUACAACAAGCAGCUUUGUCAGCGGAAAGAAGAGGGUUACAGGACAUCAUUUAUAGACCUUUGGGGGCUCAUGAUUGAGUACUUACUAAAUGAUGGGAAAGACCCCCACAAACUUUCAGAGCAGCAAGAAGCACUGUGUGAUGGCCAGAACCCACUGCCCAUCUAUGUGUCAGUCAGUGUCCGGGACAGCUACAGCACCAAUGAUUUCAAAGAGUGGGUGGAGUUCACCCCCUACGAGGUGGGACUUCUGAAGUAUGGCGCGUUCAUUCGCACAGAGCAUUUCGGAAGCGAGUUCUUCAUGGGACGCUUGUUAAAAAAGCUCCCCGAAUCCCGGAUCUGCUACCUUCAAGGUAUGUGGAGCAGUAUAUUUUCUGUGAACCUAUUACAAAUAUGGGGACUAUCCCACAGUUCAGAGGACUUCUGGAUGAGGUGGACACAAGACAGAAUAGAAGAAGUUGAUGAAGACCCAGUGUUGCCUACAAGACCCCACGAGCUGAGGACCCGCAUGUACACUCCUCCUGGCCCCCUGUCCAGUGCCCUUCGGGGAGCAUUGACUGACCGCUUCUCCGUUGCCCAGCACCACAAUUUCCUGAAGGGCUACCAGCUGCAUAACAACUACCUGGAGAACAAGCACUUCUGUCGAUGGAAAGACACUGUGUUAGACUCACGUCCCAACCAGCUGAUGCAAAAUUCUGAUCACCUGGGCAUGAUAGAUGCUGGAUUUUUCAUCAAUACCAGCAGUCCACCACUUUUAAGGCCACAGAGGGAAGUGGAUGUCAUCAUAUAUUUAAGUUAUACUACUGGAUCUCAUAUAUCGUCUCUAGAUAAGGCGUACAAAUACUACUCAGAGCAGAAAAUCCCAUUCCCCAAAAUUUCUUUGACUGAUGAAGAUAAGAAAAAUCUGAAGGAGUGCUACCUCUUCCAAGAUUCAGAUUUGCCAGGAUGUCCGAUCGUGAUUUUUCUUCCGCUUGUGAAUGACACCUUCCAAGAGUACAAAGCACCUGGUGUCAAGCGCUGUUGCUCAGAGAUGGAGGAAGGACAACUUGAUUUGACCAGUCGCUUUUCCCCCUACUGCAUGUUCUCGGUCAGGUAUACCGAUGAGAAUUACCGCCGGCUGCUGAACCUCAGUGAAUACAACAUCCUGAACAACUCACAGAUGAUUAUGCAGGCCUUGCAGAUAGCGAUGCAAAGGAGGAUGCAAAACAUGUGCUAA
Haliaeetus leucocephalus (bald eagle) is the source of this 2328-nucleotide messenger RNA. Its product is annotated as cytosolic phospholipase A2 epsilon-like. Gene Ontology annotation, cellular component: cytosol. Gene Ontology annotation, biological process: glycerophospholipid catabolic process. The transcript has 18 exons. Gene Ontology annotation, molecular function: calcium-dependent phospholipid binding; calcium ion binding. The record is from RefSeq and is a predicted model, not a curated record. The coding region runs from base 34 to 2328 and encodes 764 amino acids. NCBI's taxonomy places the organism in Eukaryota, Metazoa, Chordata, Aves, Accipitriformes, Accipitridae.